This is a messenger RNA of Hevea brasiliensis (rubber tree), 1590 nucleotides long. RefSeq lists its product as uncharacterized. Lineage: Eukaryota; Viridiplantae; Streptophyta; Magnoliopsida; Malpighiales; Euphorbiaceae. The record is from RefSeq and is a predicted model, not a curated record. The transcript has a single exon. Bases 638 to 1297 code for a protein of 219 amino acids.
UUUUUUUUCCUUAAUUUUAAUAAAAACUCCAUUUUUGUUUCCCAUGAGCUUUGAUUAGUACUUAUAUUGGCCUCUCUCAGGUAUUCUUCUCUUCAAAGCUGAAACCCACUUCUUCACCACAGGCCUAGAACAGGCCACAGGUAAUUCCUCUUAUGCAAUACUCUGGCUCUGACUUUUUCUCUCACAUCCACACAUCUCUCUCUCUCUCUGAUUUUCUAAAUUCAAUCUUCAGUCCAAUAUUUAUAUAGCACAGAAAUAAAGCAAGAAUCCGUCAAAAGCCAGACGGAUCAAAAGAAAAUUACAAUAAACUCGCUUCUCAUCACUUUCCCUACCAUUUUCCUUGCUCGCUUGAAUCACCUCCCUGUCCCAGCCUCUUUUGAGGCUGGGUCUCCGCCGUGCUCUCCCCCCUACCACCACCGUUUCUCCAUCAUUAAUUUUCUUAGAAGAGAAGGGUUUGUUUCUUGUGCUUGCCCUUAAAUCUUGAUUGAUUGAAUUGGAUUCUUUUUUUUUUUUUUUUCUUUUAGCCAAUGCAAGUAAGGGCAGCUAGUUUCAUCAAGAUCAAGAGAAAAUCUUCAUUUCCCUCAGACCCACCAUUUGUUUUUUUUUUUUCCUCAAAGACCCGCCAUUUGUUAAUAGCAUGUUCUUUGAAAUUGGCAACUCUGGCACCACCGUCGCUGCCCCCGCCACAGGUACUAUGUCAAAGCAGCAAUCUUUGAUAGCUCGCCAGAUAUUUAUCCAUCCCCCGCCGCCUUUAUCAUCGCCAUCUUCGUCCGCCUCGUUAAACAAGCGUCGUCCACUUCUUCAACGACACAGCCACUCCGCCUCCUCCAAUUCCUCCUGCUGCAGCGGCCGUUUCGCAGAGCUAGCAGGCGGGACGACAGCUGAGUGUGCUGCGAUAUGCUGCUGUUGUCCAUGUGCGUUAGUAAACCUUCUAUACCUCACCAUCUACAAGGUUCCCGCUGGGCUGUGCCGCCGCGCUUUGAGGAGGCGGCGGAGGAAGCAGCUGAUCAAGAAAGGAAAGCUGCCGCUUAGGACAAGGAGAUGCCGGUGCGGGUGCGAAGAAACAGAGAUACAAAUUCAUCCGUCGCCAAGUGUCAAUGAAUUGGUAGUGUUAAAAUCGUAUUCAGAGGAGGAGGAGGAGGAGGAGGAGGAGGAGGAGGAGGAAGCGAUGGUGAAGCUAGAGAAGGAGAUGUGGGAGAAAUUUUACAGUACUGGGUUUUGGAGAAGUCCUUCUCAAAGAGAGGUUCCUAGCAUAAAUCCCCACAUAGAUUCACUUAAGGCUAAGGUUAAACUAUAGAUAAUAGCCUUUCCAUGUUCAUGCUGUUAAUUACUUCAAAACUGGUAAAUAUUUUUAAUUUUCUACCCAUUUCUUCUUCUUCUUCUUCUUCUUCUUCAUAUGUUCUUUGUUUGUUUCUUGAAUUUCUCUUUCUUUCUUGUUGAUGGUGGUGUGGUUGGAUUGGAUUGGAAAGAAAUUAAAGAUCCAUAUUUGCAUUGUAGAGUUAAAGAAAACGAGGGUUGAAAGGCUUGAGGUCUGUGUUAUGUGUCUUCUUUCUUAAACUAAUGCUAUUAGGAUUGGGUUUACUUUGUUAA